Molecule: messenger RNA, 5324 nt
Organism: Melanotaenia boesemani (Boeseman's rainbowfish)
Lineage: Eukaryota; Metazoa; Chordata; Actinopteri; Atheriniformes; Melanotaeniidae
Product: solute carrier organic anion transporter family member 3A1-like
Exons: 10
Coding region: 381-2480 (699 amino acids)
Biological process (GO): transmembrane transport; sodium-independent organic anion transport; prostaglandin transport
Cellular component (GO): membrane
Molecular function (GO): protein binding
Source: RefSeq, a predicted model, not a curated record
UAUAGCACCGCUAACCGGACGUACAAGCACAGCAUCUCGGAACCGGCGGGCUGAGGAACCAAAACUAGUCGACAGCAGUGCUGGGUGGAAAAACAGCAUCCGUCGGGCAAUAUUAAGAAACCGUUAUCAAUAAAUGCGCAGCCUACGGAUUUGAAUAUGAUGUUGUUGGUGUACACUGAGUGGACGGGCGAUGUGAGGUCUUUGAAGGACUGUGCGUAACGCUGAGUGGUCGUCCACAUACCUGCCGAGAUACGGACUACCGACACCAGAUUCCUCUUUUUAUCCUGCGGUGUUGCUCGUUAACAUCGUAACUAGAUGCUCCCCGCCGGACCGGACCACAGUUUCUUAGCGUCCAAACCAAACGGAGCCUGAGCCGAAGGAUGCAGGUUAAAAACCAGAUCUGCACAGAGCGGAGCAGCACCGACGACCCGGAGCAAGAUGACAAUCAAAAGAAGACCUCGUGUUUUUCCAACAUAAAGAUUUUUCUGGUGUCGGAAUGCGCGCUCAUGCUGGCACAGGGCACGGUGGGCGCCUAUCUGGUCAGUGUUCUGACCACUCUGGAGAGACGCUUCAACCUCCAGAGUGCCGAUGUGGGAGUCAUUGCCAGCAGCUUUGAAAUCGGCAACCUGGCUCUCAUCCUGUUUGUCAGCUACUUUGGCGCCAAGGCCCACCGUCCCCGCCUGAUCGGCUGUGGUGGGAUUGUCAUGGCGCUGGGGGCGUUGCUGUCAGCUCUGCCAGAGUUUCUGAUUCAACGGUACGAGUACAAGAAAGGGGACUCAUGGCACGCUGAGGACGGCAGGGACAUCUGCUCUAACAAAUCCAGGUCAGAAAACAGAGACUCUGGGUUUAACUGCGGAAACCGAACCAACACCAACAUGAUGUACCUUCUGCUGAUUGGAGCCCAGGUUCUGCUCGGCAUUGGGGCUACGCCUGUCCAGCCUCUGGGAGUGUCUUAUAUUGAUGACCAUGUCCACAGGAAGGACUCUUCACUGUAUAUAGGUAUCUUAUUUUCAACGUUAGUGUUCGGCCCAGCCUGUGGCUUCAUCUUAGGUUCUGUCUGUACCAAAGUCUAUGUUGAUGCUGUCUUCGACACCAGUAAGCUGGACAUCACCCCGGAUGACCCUCGCUGGAUCGGGGCAUGGUGGGGCGGCUUCCUCCUUUGCGGUGCCUUACUCUUUCUGUCGGCCCUCUUCAUGUUUGGCUUUCCCCAGGCACUGGACGUGCAGGACAUGGACGGUGGAGGGGAGAGUGAGCAAGCCAUGCUGCCUUCUUCUAUGUCCAUGGAGUACCAGGGCUCCAAACCCAACGGGGCCAUUUGUGGCUUUGAUACAAGCAGUGGACUCUCAGUCUGGGAGCAUUUGAGAGUGAUCCCCCGGGUAACCAGGCACCUCCUCUCCAAUCCAGUGUUCAGCUGCAUCACUCUGGCAGCCUGUAUGGAGAUAGCUGUGGUUGCUGGUUUUGCUGCCUUUCUGGGCAAAUAUCUUGAACAACAGUUUAACCUAACCACCUCCUCAGCCAAUCAGCUGCUCGGUAUGACGGCCAUCCCCUGUGCCUGCUUGGGUAUUUUCCUGGGAGGACUGCUGGUUAAGAAGCUGAACUUGUCCGCUCUGGGUGCCGUCCGCAUGGCCAUGCUGGUCAACCUGGUGUCCACUGCCUGCUACAUCUCUUUUCUCUUCUUGGGUUGUGACACGGGACCCGUUGCUGGGGUUACCGUGGCCUACAUCAACGAGACGCUGCAGUCGUGGCAGCGGCCUGAGGCGUCCUGCAACAGUAACUGUAACUGCUACACAGCAUCGGUGAGCCCCGUCUGUGGCUCCAACAGAGUCACGUACCUUUCAGCCUGCUUUGCUGGCUGCACCAAACCAAAUCUGAGCAGCUGUGCAUGCAUAUCCAGCACCACCGAAGAGGCAGUGGCUUUACCGGGAAAGUGUCCCAGUCCCGGCUGUCAGCAGGCCUUCCUCACCUUCCUGUGUGUCAUCUGUGUGUGCAGCAUGAUCGGAGCCAUGGCUCAGACACCCUCCGUCAUCAUCCUCAUCAGAACUGUAAGCCCGGAGCUUAAAUCAUAUGCCCUUGGAGUUCUGUUCCUGCUUUUAAGGCUGAUCGGCUUCAUCCCCCCCCCUCUGAUCUUCGGCAUGGGCAUCGACUCCACCUGUCUGUUCUGGAGCUCUGUCUGCGGAGAGAAGGGAGCCUGCAUGCUGUACGACAACGUGGCCUACAGGCAUCUCUAUGUCAGCAUCGCCAUCGUUCUCAAGGCAUCCGCUUUUGUCCUGUACACCACCACGUGGCACUGUCUGAGAAAGAACUACAGGAAAUACAUCAAGAACAGCGAGGGGUACCUCACGCCCACUGAACUCUUCUCCUCCAAUGUGACUUUGGACAAUUUGGGCAAAGAGAUUACCCAGAACCCAACCAACAGGACAAAGUUCAUAUACAACUUAGAGGACCAUGAGAUGUGCGACAACAUGGAGUCAGUUUUAUAGUGGCACUCUGCUCUGGGACUGCAGACUGAAGCUACUGAUGUGCAUUAAUGUUUCUUUCAAGUUGUAUCUGUUUAGAGCAAGGCCUCAAUAAGGGUCUAAUUUCCUUCACAUUCAAAACAUCAGACCAUUUGAUAGAAAAAAAUCUAAACGAUGACCCCUAAAACUCAUAAUAUUCACAUUUUUGUCAGAUGAAAUCAUAAGCUGGCUUACAAACUUCUUUUCAGUCUUUUGGGGAUAUUUUCCCCUUGACAGCAAAGUUGAGACUGACAGUAUGAAGGGGAAAAAGGCCAGCAGAUGGCCCUUCGUAAAAACCACAAUCAGAUUUACUAAAAGACCCAAGCUUUAUCAGAAAGGUUAUUUUCUGUGGUAUUUCUCAGGUCCGGUUACCAGAAGAUGCAAAAAGAAUGACAAUAACACACUUUUUUCACACUGAUGAAGUGCAGUUUGCACCCCUCUUGAAAUCUUGCAGUCUUGCAGAGGGAUUCUUAACACACCAAUGUGUUAACAACCUGCCCAACUUUCAUUCAGUUUCGGCUCAAUGCAAAAGUCUAUUUAUAAGCCAUUUUACAAAACCGGAACAUUUCUGAAAGAUUAAAGUCUGAGUAAUGCAGCAAUAACUCUACGUUGUUUACCAUUCAGCCUACAUAAAUUAUUAAAAAAAACUGAAUUAGGUCUCAAAAUCCCAGGAAAAUGAGCAGUGCUCUGCUCUCACACACUGAUUGACAGAUCUCAGAUCUGCUCAAAUGAAACACAAGCGGAAAACAGAGCAGAGUUCAUUUUAAUCAAAGCAAAAUGCUUAGAAGUGAAAUCCCAAAUGCAACUACAGAUAAUGAAUCACCCUCCAAUUGAUAUUUUCAUGAUGGGUAUGUCCUUCAGGGAUUCAGCAGUGUGAGCACAUCAGCGGGGGUAACAAGUGUGUCAGUAUAACUGUUAAUCCUAAUGGUCUUCAGUAGACGUAUUAGCUGGGAUUCUGAGCUCUCUACCACUGCAGCUCCGCACAAAAAUGCGGACAUUCACGUACUGUCAACUAAAACUAGUGUUGCCAGGUCUGCAGUGGUGAGACAUUUUAGUGUAACUCCUUGCUGUUAUUGUUCCUCUUCAAUUUAUGCCAACCCAGAUUCUCCAAAUUCUGGCAUCUAAGGAAGAUGCAUUUCCAUGAUGGAGGCAAAUGUUAGCUAGCUAAUUGCUAGUGUGAGGCUAGUGAAUCAUAGUCGGCCCACUUACAGUAUUUGAGUGUUAGGGGUGGAGGCAGUUCCAUUGUGUCUUGGAUUUGUGGUUUUAGACUUGCUCUAAAAAUCAAUGAAAAACUAUUUUAACAGUCCAAUAGAACACAGUUCUGGUUUUCAUGCAGAGCUAUGAUUUUGCUUUACUCAGACUUUAAAGUCAGAAUAGGAAAUCAGUGGAAGAUGAAUGAAAUGAAAUGGUUUUGAAUUUUAUUUUACUAAAUUUAUAACUAUCUUAAGACAAUUUUUUAGGAGUGAGGUUUACAGUAUUUAAACAAAAAACAUUUUUAUUUGUGGACAUACUUUAAGCAUAUGACUAUAGAGUUUAAUAAUUAUCCCUUUACUGUGUGUUUUGAUGUGAAUGCUGGAUGAGACCAAUUUUCCUUCUUAAAGCCCCAGAACUGUGUUCUUUUCUUUUCUUUUUUUUACUUCUUUACUAAAGUGCACAUUUAAACAUGUAAUUAAAACACAAAUUAAUUAUUUUUUUCUUUAAAAUAAUAAUGAGGAAGAUUAGCAUUUCAAGUUCCUGUGACAUUUCAUUAAGACAACUUCUUUGACUGCAUCACUACAAUAAUUCUGGCAAGAAAAUGAAUGUCAAUUCCACAUACAUGCAGAAAUGCAGUUUAACAAAGUGGUGUAAUACUUAUGGGGAUGGCCGCUGCCGCAGAUAUGCAUGGAUUACAAAGCAACAUGAUAAUAACAUGCAGGGGACUUUGCGAUUAAUAGUCUCAAAGGUACGUGCUGCAGUGCCCUUGUCAGCAGCAUCAGCAUCAGUGGCAAAGCUCACAUUAUGAGUGUGAAGGCACUCAAGUAGAACACAGAGCCAACACAACAUCCUCAACCUCUUAAUUGUGUUGGGCUACCUGUCAGGGGACACAGUAUCCUGCUAGAAAUUGUUAACUUAAACGCAUGCUAGUAAUGCAUGCAUAAGAAAAUAAAAUAGAUAAAAAGAUAUUCAGUAUGACAUAACUGAGAUGCACAGACUCUGGGGUUUGUUGGCCAUCAUACUGGUAAAACACAUAACAUACAUGAAUGGCCUCCUAAAUCUAUUAUUUGAUUAUGGAAGAGCGUUUUAAUGCAUACUGCAUUGUGAUUUUGUUAUUUAUUUUAAUUUCUUUUACUUUUUUGUUGAAGAGGUUAAUGUUUUUUUGUUUUUUUUACAAAUAUACUGUAGUGUUUUGAGACUUACUCUGUAAGUAUUUGGUAUAUUUUGCAUCAAAAAAUCCAUUAUUACAGCAGAUUUUAUUUCCUAAGCCUAUAUUGGGGGGGGGGUCCGGUGUUUGGAAAAUACACUUAGAUGCUUUCUGGUUAAAAGACUAGAAGAUUCAUUUUACAGUCACAACAAUAAAGUAGCAAGAAGCAAGAACCUUCAGUCAAAUUAGCUUAGAUUAAAGUUUGGAAAUAAGGGUAUACAGCUAGCCGGCCUCUUUUCCAACAUUACAAAAACUUGCAGCCUUGCAAAACCUCCACAUCUCAUUUCUUAACCUACAUCUUUUUUGAUUACUACAUACAACAAUUAAACAUUAAAUUUGUGAGCUUUUGCCAUUUUCAGCUCCUGGAAGUCAGUAAAAUAUGCUAGCAAAAGUUGCAUUAUUUCCCUUUAAAACUAAAACUUGCUUUG